Messenger RNA from Diachasma alloeum, 733 nucleotides. It is a transcript of the gene Ufc1, whose product is annotated as ubiquitin-fold modifier-conjugating enzyme 1. Gene Ontology annotation, molecular function: UFM1 conjugating enzyme activity. Lineage: Eukaryota; Metazoa; Arthropoda; Insecta; Hymenoptera; Braconidae. Bases 89 to 595 code for a protein of 168 amino acids. The record is from RefSeq and is a predicted model, not a curated record. Gene Ontology annotation, cellular component: cytoplasm. The transcript is spliced from 4 exons. Gene Ontology annotation, biological process: protein K69-linked ufmylation.
GGUUCAGUGCAUCGUGAGCAUCGAUGAGAGAUUGUAGAGAGUGGGUUGUUAUUUGGGAUUGGGAUUGAGUGAAUAAAAAUAGAUAGGAAUGGUGGACGCCUCGACGAAGAAGAGCCUGAGUGGGAUUCCACUGCUGCAAACGAGAGCUGGCCCUCGGGACAAGGAGCUCUGGCCCAGGAGGCUCCAGGAGGAGCUGAUAUGUCUGAUACAGUACACGAAGAAUAAUAAGGCCUCUGACAGCCACUGGUUCCACUUGCAACCGAAUGAGGGGGGAACCAAGUGGUUCGGAAAAUGUUGGUAUGUCCAUAAUUUGCUGAAGUACGAGUUCGAUGUUGAGUUUGACAUUCCGGUAACGUAUCCCGUCACUGCUCCCGAGCUGGCAUUACCAGAAUUAGAUGGGAAAACGGCUAAAAUGUACAGAGGAGGAAAAAUAUGCCUGAGUGACCACUUCAAGCCAUUGUGGGCUCGUAACGUUCCCAAAUUCGGAAUUGCUCAUGCAAUGGCCCUCGGGCUGGGCCCCUGGCUGGCAGUGGAGAUCCCCGACCUCAUCGAAAAGGGAGUCAUCAAGCACAAGGAACAGUGUGACGCGAAAUAACGAUCAACUAAUUCUAAAAUAAAUUCUACAAUCUCCAUUCCCAUUUUUCUGUAUUCAAUAAUGAAGUGUUAGCCCACAGAUGUUUUAUCAUACAAAAGAGGACUUUAUUGAGUUGAAUAAAUUAUAUUUUACAUUUUA